Hyaloscypha bicolor E is the source of this 1258-nucleotide messenger RNA. RefSeq lists its product as uncharacterized. The transcript has 7 exons. Gene Ontology annotation, molecular function: protein binding. The record is from RefSeq and is a predicted model, not a curated record. Lineage: Eukaryota; Fungi; Ascomycota; Leotiomycetes; Helotiales; Hyaloscyphaceae. The coding region runs from base 1 to 1167 and encodes 388 amino acids.
AUGCACAAGAGAGGCAUGCAUGGACAAUGCCCGCCAUCGGACAUCCCGGAGCCCUUCACACAAUGGUCCGGCUGGGGAGGUAACUAUCACAACAAUGCAUGGGCUAGUCAAAACAGACAGAUUUCCUCCUCCAACAUCAAGUCUGCCAUAGCCUCAUGCAAUGUCUCAUACCACAUUGGCGUCAGUGCAACACCAGUGGUCUUUGGAAACACCCAAGUCAACGUCACGGACAUUAUUGAAAACUAUGCUUCGUUUAUUACCAUUCCAUUUGGUCCCCAUCCUGUGUCACGCACGAGUCCGCAAAUUGAAGUCGUGAUGAUGUCUCCAAAAUUCUUUGACGGCAUGCUGUUCAUCGGGGCUUCGAGUGUGGAAGAGAACCUCACUCUCCAACCCACUUACCCCUGUUGCUCCGCUCUAGGCUGGUCUGGAGCUGCUCUGUGGGGCAGCCAACCAGCAAUUGACACCAACCGUCGUCAGGUCUUCGUUGCAACCGGGAACUCCUACUCCCUUCCCGAAGUGAUCAUCCAAUGUCAACACGACACUCAAAACAUCGCGGCCGUUGUUCAGGGCCUCGUCCCUGAUUCUUGUCUCCCAGCGGAUAUCUGGCAAGAAUCAGUGCUCGCCAUUGACAUUGACCUCGGAAUCAUGAACUGGGUCCACCAACUUCCACCUCUUGAUGCUUAUUCCGCCGGUUGCGGAUUCCCAGGCAUAAGGCCUCCAAACAUAACUUUAUGUCCAGAGGUCCCAGGACUGGAUACUAGUUUCGCCAUGGCUCCUGCGUUUGUACUUGGAUCUUCAUCCACGCCUUAUGAAUGGGAAUCUUACGCCAUGUCUGCACAAGCUGGGACAAUUUUCUGGACAACGGUCACGAGCCCGGAUGGCAUUGGAGGUGGCUUGAGCUGGGGGUUAGCGGUCGUUGAUAGUCGGGUAUACUUCGUUGCCACGAACUCUGGUGAAGAGACGUGGAGAAUGCAGCCUUCGAACGAGGGGGGACUAGUGGCGACUGACAAGGCAACAGGGGUUGUGCUGCUGGAUCAUUGGUUGAGUAAGAAUUUUCAUAGAGGUGUUGCUAUUCAAGACCGGUAUAUACUUUUUGGGACGGGGUACUGGGGUUUCGGUUCCCCAGGAGAUGCUCCGGGGGCGAUCAAUGUAAUGCGAGUUGGAUAGUGAGGUUGUGAAUAAUGUCAGAAUUCAACAAUGAAAACAAAAUUGCAAGUGUGAGGCAGAGGAGGUAAACAAACGUGCAACAAAACUUUCG